GAUCUUACGCUUUGCUUUCACCAGUUCUGUUUUCACACACGUGUUAAUGUAAUGUCAGUGUUCAGUCUUCGGAUACACUAUUAUACAAGGCGUUAUAGCCUAUUGCAACCGAUCUUAAAGUCCGCGGUGUAACAAGAGAUACAUACGUAGACUGAACUUUAGUGUCACUACAACGAUACAUCUUCUAAACUGUAGCUCUCAUCGGUAGGAUAGGAUGGAACACCUCCCCGACGACAAUUCCAGAUACAAAGAUGUUGACUACUGGGACGAGCGAUACCUGACGGAGAAGUCGUUUGAAUGGUUCGGGGACUUUUCUAAAUUCCAGCAUAUUUUUGAAAACCUCGUCAGGAAGAAGGAUGCCAUCCUGGUGCUUGGUUGUGGUAACAGUGCCAUGAGCGUUGACAUGCACACAGCUGGCUACCACUCAAUCUGCAACAUAGACUACUCCUCAGUGUGCAUCCACACGAUGAGCACCAGGCACGCAGACUGCGCGGGCAUGAGCUGGCUCCACAUGGACGCCCGGCAGCUGUCCUUCCCUGACGGCUCUUUCGACGUGGUCCUGGAGAAGGGGACCCUGGACGCCAUGCUGGUGGAGGAGAAGGACCCCUGGGAGGUGUCCUCGGACGCUGCCUGCCUCAUUCACCGAGUCCUGUCUGAGCACUUGACCUUGACAAGCCAGGCUAGCUCUCAGCGGGUGAUAAAAACCUCCUGA
This is a messenger RNA of Hypomesus transpacificus, 712 nucleotides long. It is a transcript of the gene ece2a, whose product is annotated as endothelin converting enzyme 2a. NCBI's taxonomy places the organism in Eukaryota, Metazoa, Chordata, Actinopteri, Osmeriformes, Osmeridae. The record is from RefSeq and is a predicted model, not a curated record. The transcript has 4 exons. Bases 215 to 712 code for a protein of 165 amino acids.